Molecule: messenger RNA, 810 nt
Organism: Eimeria tenella
Lineage: Eukaryota; Apicomplexa; Conoidasida; Eucoccidiorida; Eimeriidae
Product: SAG family member (sag21)
Exons: 5
Coding region: 1-810 (269 amino acids)
Source: RefSeq, a predicted model, not a curated record
AUGACUCCCGUAGGGUUGUUGGCAUGUUAUGCUGGCUUCCUAGCCAGCGCCGCCGCACCACAAUUCUCAUCGGCGCUCUCCAUUCGCUCUGGCACAGCGACGUCUCAGCAAAACAGCCUCCUCACAAAUUUAUUUACAUCUGACGACGAUCCUGCGCCGACGCCUCCUGCAACCGAAGAGAAAACUGACGGUUGCUUGAACAUCAUAAACAAGCUAAGGCAGGAAAAUCUCAAAGACCUGUUGGGAACCCUCACCAAGGCAAAUGACACUGACGUAAGAGCAAGCCUCAAGACGAUCAAUAUAGAGGAUGCGGAAAACCUUACUGCAGCGAAAAUUGCACAAACGCUUGCGGGCAGCGAUGUCCAAAAAUGUGAAUUGGGCGAAAAAGCGAAUGCGGGGAAGUAUCCCGGACUCGUCAUUCCAUUCCCGCAUUCCACGGAGUUCGAUUGCGACGCUUUGAUCCAGGCGACUUACACAGCCGGACUCGACCACCUCAAACAAUCGAACUUCGAGCCAUCGACAGGAAUAUACGAUGUCGCAAAAGCUCCAUUUGAUAACAUAAAUGCCAGCAACGUGGCGUUUCUGCUGUCGGCGAAAAGCACAAAGGUCUCAUGCGGCGCCACCAAAGACUGCAAUGCUGGCCAUGGCGUUCUGUUCUGUUACUUCAUAGAUCCACUUCAAAAAGGAGAAAAGCCCUUCACAACUGAGCUUUACAAUGCCCUCUGGGGAUUGGAAGCAGGCGCAGCGUCCAUCUCACUUCCCAGCGUCGCCACCGUUCUUUUGGUCCUCGCUUCGAUGAUUCAGGCUUGA